Cyclopterus lumpus (lumpfish) is the source of this 2307-nucleotide messenger RNA. RefSeq lists its product as uncharacterized. Lineage: Eukaryota; Metazoa; Chordata; Actinopteri; Perciformes; Cyclopteridae. Bases 516 to 1262 code for a protein of 248 amino acids. The transcript is spliced from 5 exons. The record is from RefSeq and is a predicted model, not a curated record.
UCCCGUGACCCCCUUCCCUCCGGUUUGGGGCUCCUAGCGGGGACCAGGCGGAGCAGCGUUGCUCCCGGCCGGAGGGGGAGACGCUGCCGCCGGGCAGUGAGUUCUUCUCCGGACCGGGGUGUGUUCACGGCGGGCGGGUCUCUGCUGGAGGCCCCGCUGGAGCCAAAUCUCAGACUUCACGCUGAUGGCCUCGUUUCAUUUAUAUAUAUAUUUUAAAUUUUUCAUAACUUAUUCAAAUUUGACUUUAAUUAUUCAUCACAACUGAAAAUUAGACCAAUCAAUGUGACGCUACUUCCUCAUAAAACCGUAAAGACUCAAAACCUUUUAAAUAUACUUCUCAUACUAAUGAACACACUAAAGACAGAGAUCACGUGUUCCGGAACAUUCCACGGUGCUGCGCGGGAGCGCGCCCGGUGAGUCAAGCGGGAGCGCGCAUAUCUUUGGCGCGCGAGGUUUUAAAGCUGGAAGUAAAGCGGAAGCUCGUUUCAUUUAGAAAGCGCAGCGUGGAUUUAACAAUGUUCGUGACACCGAUAACUUUACUAUGUCUUCUUCCCUUCGUGGCCGGAGCGUCUCGUGCCGUUUGCCCGGAUUCCCCGAUAGUGGCGGCAGAAGGAAGCGCCGUCACUCUGCCGUGUCACCUGGAGCCCCAGGUGAACGUCCAGAGCCGCACGGUGGACUGGAGGAGGCUGGACAGCUGUGUGCAGGUCCUCCCCGGGCGGGUCCUCCCCGGGCUGGUCCACGGUUAUCGAUACCGGAAGCAGAACCUGAACGACCAGCGCGUUGAGUUCAGGAACAGGACGACGCUCCACGGAGACCUGAGCAGAGGGAACCUGUCGCUGCUCAUCUCCUCGGUGACUCCGAAGGACUCUGGAUCGUACAGGUGCUUCGUCUCCAAGCCGGACCACGUCUGCUGCGUCAACCUCACUGUUGAACCCAGAGACCAAGAGGACCGGACAACGAGACCUGGUUCCAGCUCCGCUGUCGCUCCAGUGGAAGAGGAACCAGACGCAGAAGAUCGAGAUGCUGCAAAGAACUCGACUGUGUGGAUCGUCGUCGUCGUCGUUGUUGUUGUUGCUCUUUUUGUUGUUGCUCUUCUUCUGAGGAAUCGUAAAACAAUCAAGAAGAUGUUCAGAUGGACGAGGACGAGGACGCCCGGCGUUGGAAUGGUAACCAUGACGACCCGACAAACGGAGGCGCAUGGAGAGCGUCCCGUCGAGGCCGGAGAGCCGUUGGUCGCUGACGAGAACCGCUCAUCCGGUUGAUUUAAGGACCGUUUUAUUGAUCUGCAUUUUAAUUUACCCCCCAAAAAUAUACGCCGACAGCCUCUUCAGACGUCGGAGAGAGAGGAGCGCCUUCUAGUCUGCUGAUUUUAAACGUAUUUAAUUUGAGAUUAUUUAUUCUACUUGAAAUACCAUUUGAAGAAGUGGACUUGCCCAGGUGCAUGAUGGGAAAACCGCCUGGCCUGUCGCCGGAUCAAAGAGCUGAUUGGCUCCCGGCUUUUAAAACAAAAUCCACGUUUUUGUCAAAACAAAAAGGAUUUUCUGUGAAAUCAUCAUAUUUAACACGACCAUGUUGUGCAAUGAAGGUUUAAUUGUAAAAAAAAAAAAAGGCAACGUUGUUACAGUAUUCUUUCAUAAAAAGUAUGAAAAGCUAAUAAUUAUGCGGCUAAUUGGGGCUCGAGAACCUUUUGCCUGAGUUUCCAACUCGAAGGCCCGAGAACAAUGAGUUGCAGGAGGAGCCCCGGCUCCUGGUUCUCCCCAUUUAGCAACGUUAGCAUCGUUAGCUGUGAGGCGCCGACUCGCCGUGUGUGUGUGCGUGUGUGUGUGUGUGUGUGUGUGUGUGCGUGUGUGUGUGUGUGUGUGUGUGUGUGUGUGUGUGUGUGUGUGUGUGUGUGUGUGUGUGUGUGUGUGUGUGUGUGAUAAGUCGUUCGCAGAAUGGAAUUGAUUUUUGUCUCGUGAUGUUUUAUUUCCUUUGUUUUGUCAUUAUUUCCUGUCUCUUUGUAGUUUAUUGUAGCGUGAGUAACUUCAUGACAGUUCCAGUCGCUGAUAGACGCUGCAGCACUUCUCUCUGAAUGUUUUGGCCAACGAGCUGAGUGGAUGUGAGCUUCUUACCAACAUUUUGGGGAUCCUGUUUCUAUUAAAUCCAUAAGUCGGGUGCUGUAAUGCAGGUGGAGGAUUUAAACACUAAACGGUGUAACGGUGUUUGCUCACCUGGUCACACAGGUGAGCCUCCUGUUCUCCCUUUGUCAACUAAGAGCAGAACCCCUGUGCUCAUGUCAAUCAAAUAAAUAUAUACUGUAUAUACACA